This is a messenger RNA of Aedes albopictus (Asian tiger mosquito), 15861 nucleotides long. It is a transcript of the gene tweek, whose product is annotated as bridge-like lipid transfer protein family member 1. The record is from RefSeq and is a predicted model, not a curated record. The coding region runs from base 194 to 15532 and encodes 5112 amino acids. NCBI's taxonomy places the organism in Eukaryota, Metazoa, Arthropoda, Insecta, Diptera, Culicidae. Gene Ontology annotation, biological process: synaptic vesicle endocytosis. The transcript has 23 exons.
CCCGUUCGGAUCUGUCAAAAGUGAAAAAACAAGAUGGCGAUCGUGUUUGCAAAUCAAUCUGUGAUGUUUAGUUUUUCGUAGAAAAUUGUGCUUUUUAUUUAGAUUCAUGGAAUACUUUUACGUUCUUUAGUGAGUUAAGAAGGGAUUGUGACUAUAUAGCCAAUCGACCGACCAACACAAACGCGUCAUCAAGAUGAGCUACGAAGUGUCGGAGGGGCCAGAUCUUAUCGAUCUGGACCUGGACUUGAGCAUGGGCCAAUUCAACACGACGCAGUCGAUCGAGGACAUGAAACUGGACAAGAACAUGGUGUGGCUGCUGCUGUCGUUGCUCACCUCGAUCAUCUGGGUUGUGUACAUCACGUUCUACAAUUCGCGGCUGUUCGGUUACGUUAUCACGAAGCUUGUGAAUCGGCUGUUUGUGCGAGGGGCCUACUUCAAGAUCGGCUCGCUCAAUGUGAAUCCGCUGGCCGGGAAGAUUAUGUUUCGGGAUUUCGUUUAUGUUACGUACGAUUACACGGUUCGCGUCCAGGAUGGCUACUUCAUAUUCCGGUGGUGGCGAUCGUACGUUCCGAAGGACGUGUCGGAGGAUUUGUCCCACUCGGAUACGAGGUUGUCGAUUAUGUUGAAUGGGUUCGAGCUGCAUGUUUACAACCGGUCUGAUUUGUAUGCGAAGCUGGAACGGACAUUUGGGCUGAAGCCUUCGGUUCUGAUCCCGACGGAAAACAUGAGUGCCGAGGAGAUCGCGCGAUUCAAGGAGCAGGCGAUGAACUAUGAGAAUCAGCGACAAAGCAACGAGCAGCACACGAAAUUGAAGAAGCCGCGGCCGGAAGCCAUGACCGCUACAACCUGGCGAGAUUUGAUACCGGUGAUCAAGAUUGACAUCUGUUCCGGAAGGUUCGUGUUCGGGAAUCGACUUACCCCGACGACGCUGUCGAUUUGUGUGGAGGAAGCUCACUGUGUCUACAGUACUAAACCAGCAGUGUCCAAGUUGGACCACUUCAUGCACUUUGUCAAGGCAAAGGUGGAGAAUGCGAAGGUUCUGCUCGCUCCAAGUCCAAAAUACACCGGAUUGGUUGACGAACCUCCUAGGUACAUGGGUGAGGGAUUUGUAGUAAUGAUGUCCAACAACAUGGAGCUGUAUUUCUACAUGGAUGAAGCUGGUUUUGUUCCAGAAGAACCGGUGACAUUGACACUUGCUAAUGGAGACGUAGUUGAAGCAUCACCUCCCGUUUGGGGAAUCGACAUCAAGUGUGGCAAAGGCACCGACUUCAGCUAUGGACCUUGGGCAGACCGUCAGAGGGACAAUCUGUUCAAGUUUUUCUUCCCUCCAGACUAUCAAGCCAUGCAGGUCACAAAGCCACCAAAACCCGGCGAUCGCCGGGAAAUGCAAUCCUUCGACGUCAAUUUGUGCACUCUCAAUGAAGCGACAAUCGACAUCCUGUUCUCGAAGAACAAGGAAACAAACGCCGUUCACGUAAACAUUGGCGCCGGAUCUUGCCUGGAGGUCACACUUCCUUGGAUAACGCUACAAGAUGGCUUUACAACCAAAGUCACCGGGCAGCUACUGCACGUCGAAGCAACGACCAGUCUUCAAUACCGCAGUCUGGCUGAAUGCGAGACGCUUCAGUUCAACGUCAAAGUUCACUAUCCAGUUCGCUGGAAUGAUCACCAGGAGUGGACCAUAAACCUGACUGGCACCAAAGCGACCGCCUACAUCGUAUACUCCCACAAAUACUUCUUCACGGAUCUGAUCGACGAUUGGGCCUCGAAAGCCCGUCCCGACAUCCUCAGUUUCGUUCCUUACACCUGGAAGUUUGGAGUCAUCCUGCAGGAGUUCGAAAUCAUCACGCUGAGCAACGAAUUCAACUGGAUCGACUGCUCGAGCACCAACCAAGAAAACCAUCACCUCGCCUUCUGCGGCGAUCUCUUCGAUCUCAGUUUCACCCUCCCCUUCGACGACUUUCUUCCCCUAAAGAUCCCCAUCGUCUUUUGGAUCCACGGCGAAGGCCUCGAUCUCAGCAUGUAUCUCCCGGAGCAGUCUAGCACCAAACCGAUCCUCGUCGCUCUGGAUAAACAUGCCCGCAUUCUAACCCGCGACGGCAACGUCAAGAAGCGCACCGACCUUCUAGGCAAAAAAUGGCGCAAAGUGUGUCAGAGAUCCGCCGGAUGGAUCGACUGCUGGAGCGUUCCCAUCGUGGCGCUCUCCAUCAAGUACCUCUAUCAUCCGAUGCCACCGCUAGGGCCGGACCCGCAGGCAGACAUCACCACACCGGAGAAGGAGGAGAUUCUUCUUAGCCCGAUGCGGAUACCCAAGAUGCGAAAAUCGCCGGCCAUCACGUGGAACGACGCCGGACAACCGCGGUUCGACCCGACCAGUUUGCCACCGGAUCAGGUUUCGGUUGACGUUGAGAUUGGAUCCUCCGUAAUGCUCGCAUACGGUGCUAUUCUGAGGAAUUUUAUUCAUCUGAAGGAAAACAUCUUCGGCGAGGAUCAAUCCUUCACGGACAUGGAAAACUCAAAUUCCAAAUCAAGUACGGCCGGUCGCAGCGGAACCACUGCCAAAUCGACAAGCUCCAAGGACGAUCCGAACAAAUCGGUUUCGGAGACGAGCUGUAACGCUGACGAGAAACCGAAACGUUUCGAUCCUCGGCUGUACCGACCGCUGGAGGUAAUAGUGAAUGUUACAAUACACGAUCUGCAGGCGCACGUGAUUAAAAAUUGCAACGAAAACGAUCCCCCAUGUCCGGUGGUUCUGAUCGAGAGACUAGGGUUUGAGAUGAAGAAACGGUUCCACGAAACGGAACUCCAGGUUCUAGUGAGUCCAUCGUUUCUGAUUUCAUCGGACAAUUCGAUAAGACCAUCGAAGGAUAAGCAUCUGAAGCAAGGACACUUACUGCUGUCCGCUGUGCAGGUUCGAGGGCAUGCCAUGUUCAGCAACGAAGGUCGUCAGCUAGAUGAAGAGACUCUGGAAUAUGCUUGGCUGCUGGAGGUCCAACUUGGAAAGCUAUCCGGUAAAAUGACCUUGCCUCAGUUGUGUAAUGUGGUAACGGGUUUGGAGACCUUGGCCUUCCUCACCAUGGAUUCGGAAAACGAACUCAAAUCGCCGAAAACAAUUCGAUAUUGCCAUCAUGGGAUCCCUACCAACGUGUGCCCCCAUACCAAGGAAGAUGCCAAAUAUCGCUGCCCUUCGACCGAGGAUAUCAAGUAUCGAAUGACCCGAGUGGCCAUCGACGCGGUAGAUUUCUAUCUCAUCGAAAACGGCACAGCAAUGCACACAUGGAUCUCCCCCAUCCGAAUUGCCACCUGCAACCUCCACGGCCAGCAGGUAAAAUCUGGCGUCACGGGAUUAAUCCCGACCAUUCUCUUGCGACAGUUUGUCUCAACCGGCGGCCACUUCAGCCACAGCAACGGAAACUCCCACAGUAACACCAACACAACUGGGAGCAACCGAUCGGCCAAGAUCCGUCACCAAAACUCCCUAAAGCAUGAAUCAGACCCGAAGGAUGACACGAACCCGCUCUACAAACGGGCCGACGACCCGCCCAGCACCAAACCGAAACCAAAGAUGUCCGAAUCGCACCAGCAACAGCAAAUGCCAUCGUACCACGGCCACCGGCGCGACUCCAAAGAGGACCAGUAUGGGUCGCUGCCGAACCGGAGGAGCCACGAAUCGGACCACUUCCGGCGCGAGAAGGAGGAAAUCUACGCCUCGAUUCACUCGACCAACCGGAACAGCCAGAAGGACAUGGACUCGACGGAACCGUGGCUCGAGGUGGGCUGCCUGUCGCUGGGGCCGAUCAUUAUCGAAGCGGCCUCAGCGCUACCCAUUCCGGAGCACUGCCUGCAUUUGGUGCAGCACAAUUACUUGAAAUUACACGACGAGCGAAACAAAAAACUGUGGUUCCUGUGGGCCAACACCAGCGAUCCGAUACGUUGUGGUUGUGUCGGCGGGUGCGCCUUCUUCGGAUCUAAUCGGAACGGAGCGCGAUUUUUUAAACCGUCUGCUCAAGAUCUCCAAGACUUCAUCAACAUUGCUCGCUAUCACAUUCACCCGAACCCCCGUGAAUAUGGCUUCGGUCAAAGUUUGCUCCACGAGGAUCAGCUGGUGUUUCACACGCCGCCCUACAGUAUGCAACCGGUGUCGCUGCAGGAGUGCUACGACUACGUUGGAAAGCCGAAUCUACGGACAACGCGCCACUGCCCGGCGGAUUCCAAAUCUCCGCUUCCGCCGAAGCACGAAGCCUUCAUGGCACCGAAGCAGUGUGAUGUGUCACCCAAUAGCACGAUGAUUCGAAGCGGCGGCAGUGGUGACAAGUCCGGAAAAUCCUCGUUGGAAAGGGUGAAGGAAAAGGAUUGCGGCGGGUCGCCACUUAGUGCCGAUCGAAGCAGGGGAAGACGUUUCUCGUACACCAGUGGAAGACAAAACACCAUAUCCCAUGACGUUCCAUACUAUCGUUUGCUCGAGUCCAGUCCGAAAACGAACAAUCCUAAAAUAUGUACCUCCAUGCGACAGGAUUCGGAGUCCCGUCUGCUCACGCCAAAGGCCAUCAAAGUGCAGGCGCCGAAAACAAGCGCUUCCGAUUCGCGUCUCACAAUGGAGUACUUCCAGGGAGACGACACGGUCAGUGUUUCGGAGGAACCCACGGAACUGUCCCACUCGGCACCUCAGCCGCACCCACUGGAGUCAGACUCAGAACAUUCGUUGAGUCCCAAAGUGCCGCCGGAGGAAGUCAUCAUACGAGAUGUCCAACGGACGGUAUCGCUAACAUCGGAGAAUCCUUCGGAGGCGUUCUUUUCCGCCGACGAAGACCUGCACGCUUCACGCAGUUCCAGCCUGAAGGCUACUGACCUUUCGACGGUUAUUCCAAAGAAGCGGUUUGCUUCCGAUCUCAGCAUCGUAGGGCCUAACGAAAUGGAAGGGAAGCUUUCGACACAUCGUAGUGACUACGAGAUUCACACCCCCGAGCAUCGCAGCCUUCCGAUGAGGCCUCAAUCAACGGCAGAGCUGAACGACGAGGAACGUCGGAUUCACGGGCUCGCUACACCUCUGCGCAAGUUCAGUAAUAUCUCCCCAAGGCCCGAGUUCCGGCAUUUCAAACCGGUUUACGACGUGGACCCUCAUGAUUCGUCUGAAUCGCAUUCGCUCUCUUCGAGUUCAUUCAUCUCGGCUCUUUCCUCGCAAGAGGAUAUCACCCUGGUCAACCUGCACAUGCAAAUCAACCGGCCGAUUGUCGAUUCGCCGCUGCUAAUGGCCAGCUACGUCACCCAUCUGGCGCAGGUUCGAUGCUCCAACUGGUCGCACUGUUCGCUUCCCAUGGGAGCGGAUGCCUUCUCGAUGCCUCUGUUCCAGCAGAACGAAGACGGCGGGCUGGUUUACAUCGGGGGUCGACUGGUUCCGCACUUUGACAACUAUUCCCACUGGCGGGAGGUGAAAGUGAUUUCCCGAUAUGACGGGUGCAGUCAACAGCAGUCAUCGACAUCCGGUGGAAUGUCCACAUUGCCCAAACCGCAUCCGUGGGAUCCCAGCGUUAUGGUACGCGGUAGCUUCGAGAAACAAGAACACAAAGAACACGAAAAUGAGUUCCUAAGCUCGCAAGGGGAGACAGCUACUCGGAAUUCGGUGGUGAUUCGGUUCAAAGGACAGGUGGAUGUGAUGCUGACGCCGCUGCUUCUGGAAGGUCUUCAAAGAAUGAUCGAAUCGUUGAUCCCAACGUUGUCUACCCUGCAUCCGCUUACGAUCAUAAACGAUGUCCAUGCAUCCUGCGUACGCAAGGUUGAAGCCGUCAACAUCCUAAAACGUGACCAAUCAUUGAGCUAUUGGUCACAAGUUCACUCGAACUCCAAACGUUCCACAGCCGAGCGUAACCUCCAAGGACCGGGAGGCCCCGUUCUCACCGAUGUAUACGAAGAAAGUAUUUCAACCCAGUUGCAGGGUUUGGUUGUGCUGCCUAAGGUCAACGUGACUUUGAUUCAGAGUUCUGUGAUCGAGGAAGUAAUAUCAUUUGCUGCGUUGGAUAAUGUACAGGAACUUAGCUGUGCGUCAUUGCUGGCCGUUUGCUUCGAAGGAGUAUCCACUAGAUUUCAUUUGGGAAAAACCACGAAAGCUUCAAUGCACACUGUUUAUACGCAACCUACCGUACGCACAGGAGGGCUAAAGAAAAGUGGACUGAUCCGAGGAACUCGAGCCUUGUUAGCACAUCUUUCAUCCCAGUCCCGUCCGGAUAACAUUCCAGGCGAGCCGGUGCUGCUGGAAACGUCGGAGAAGCAACUGGAAGAGCUCAUUAUUACGCUUGAUGUUGGAAAGGCACAUGCUCAAUUGAGAAGACUGAAGAAUGACCCGGUGGUCAUGACUCAAGACUCACAGAUCGUUAUUACUGCUAUUCCUGCGCACAGAAGCCGAGCAAUGUUUGAUUGCACCAAGAUUCCCGAAGAACCCACCAUAGACGGAAGUUCCGGCAUGGGGUAUAUUAUGUUUGAGUGUGGACUGGAAGGUGUUAGCGUAAAGAUUGUUAAGCGGUCACAGUUUGAGAAGUCUGAGAAUGCUGAAGAAGCCCUCAAGCCUACACCGGAACCAAACCAAACAGAAAUCAAUGAAAGUAGCAUAACCGGGAAUAAUCCGCUUAACCUGGUAACACUGCUGAACGAAGCAGGCGUAUCGGCCGAAGCUUUAGCCAAGAUAGGAAUCAAGAAGCCCUCGACUCCGAAAACAGGUACUCCAAAAGACAAGAAUUCGUCAGUUCAUGAAUCCCGAUCGCAGAAAGACAAACCAAGCGAAACCAGAUCUCCGCGUCUUGACGAACCGGACCUGGGUAAAGACAAUCUCGGUUCCAAUGGUAUCGCUGGAGAACGCUCUCUAGUCACGGCAAAGAAUGACAACGGAAAGACGUCGUCGUGCGUCAUCGAUUUCAAAACAGUUUGGUUUAAUUUUGCGGCGCCACCUAGGACGCCGAUCACGCGGAAGAUUGACUACUCCCGCUUGGAUUGGAAUUUGCUCAGCACGGCGUCGCCUGCUAUCACUGCAUGGAUGAAUCCGAGCAACCGGUUCGCCAUCAAAAUCGUUGCCAUGAUGCGGGCCAUGUACGUCCGACGGACUGCUGUGCUGGUGGCGCUGAUGGCCGACGCUUGGGAACGACAAACCGUGCAUCGGCCGUUGAAGAGUCGAUACCCGGGAAUGUUCACUCCGCUGGCGAAGACGCUUCAAGAGGAUCCAAGCUGUCUGCUGUGCACGAUGCUGCAGAAGUACGUGCUGGAGGAAACGGUGAGCAAAAUUGAGAAUGAUCUCAAGCAGCAGUACGUGCCGCAGUUGGGAACGUUGAGACAGGCCGUAAUCGUUCUCAGUCGCCAAUGGAAGAACGUUCUCUAUAAUCCGAUGCUUUUUGAGCAUCAGUACAAGGGCAAGCUGAACAAUCCCAUCAGUGUUACUUUUGCAUUGCCACAAGAUGAGGAUGCGGAAGAUACGGAUGACAUCGAUGCCGAAAACUAUCCGGUGGGUAUCAUUGAAAGUCAUCCUUUGAUGGAUGAAGAGAACGAGCGCACAAUGCUGCUGGGUCAGAGUGCCCAGGCACAUCCCCAUUCGAUGGCAGCAGCAGCCGGUUCGCAGCUGCAUCAUGUUAUCAAAAUGCCAGAGGAACCGGUACAGAUCCACGUAACUAAGCUAGGAGAUUCCCUUAACACCUCUCCCAGUACUAACAACUCGAACAAACUGCGGAAAAAGUCAUCGGUAAAGAGUUUUAUCCCUCCGGCAGCACCGUCGUCGCGAUCUAGCAUGCAAAUGUUUCCGAUCAUUUUCGACAAGCAUGAUCCCCAAAUUGAGUAUGGUGCACUGAAGGAGGGCUCGCUGCCGUCGGUGUGCAGCUCAUCGGAUUCGAUGGACAAGCCGUGGACUCCGCCGCCCAACCAGAAAGAAGAUUUAUAUUCGUGGAUGGCAAAGCAGCAGAAUGGCAACUCGAAGAACAACCACGACAAGAUGAAACAGGAGACUGCACGUCAAACAUCGAAGAACCGUCCGGAGAUUCAUUCAAUCAAGUUCAUGAACGAAAACAACCGCAUCCUUGAUGCCCAUCUCAUUUUCGAACCGAUGCUCACAUGCCUAGGAGUGAUGCCCCAGCAGAUGAUCAACAAUGUGUCCAAUACGGAUGUAUCGUCAUUGGACAGCCUGGGUACGAAUUUAUCGUUGGUCUGUUCCUUCGAUACCAUGCGUAUCGACAUCGUAGUCAGCGAAGCGGGUGACUCCAAGAAACCGAAGCCCAAAAUGACCAAGAAAGGAAACGGUAAAUUCACUCUGAUAAUGCCGACCGAGCAACCGGCUUUCCUCUGCGAACACGUCGGAGUCGAGUUGGAAUUGCUGAAAAUGACCGACGGAUUCUCCGAUGAUGCUAAACAGCACCUGCUGUACGUUUCGAGAGGCCAACUGAAGAAGCACACCAGCACGGUGAUCAAUUUCAGCCUGAACGUACGCUAUCUAUCGCAGCAAGUGAACAUGCCACUGCUACGGCUGUUACAUCAGAUCACCAACAUGUACCAGAAUGUGAAGGACGCCCAGAACGAGAUGCGCGAUCAUCCGGAACAUGGCAAGAGAAGUGCACCCCUGAAGGACGAAUCCAGUUUGGCAUCGGAAAUGAACGAUCCGACGUUGAUGGGUUCCCUGAACGAACCGCUGAUGGCGCACAUCGACAACAGUAUCUUCGAUUGCGCCGACGAACGGUACGACAAAUUCAACGAAGACAUUCCGUUCCGGCACGAGUUGCGCCAUUCGGUGAGUCGUUCGAAAAUGCCAAGCCUGGGCCCGUUGAUCCCGCUGACACCAUCGCCCAGUUCCCGCAAUCGACCGCACAGUUUUGCCCAGAAACUGCGAAGUACCGGGAAAUCCGUCAAGGGUAAGUUGGGCUACACGAAUCUGAACGAAACCAUACAGACGCCGAUCAAGGCUAGCCCAACGGCCUUGACCUUUGCCGAUGCUCUCUCGCGCACUUCGUUGGAGGCGAAGAAUUCACUGACCGGUGGAUUGUCCAGCACGUAUGGUGGGCCCAAUGUUAAUGAAGCUUUUGUAGAUAUUACCGCUCCAUUCGAUCGUUCGACAUUCACUGGACCGAUCCACAGCAUGCUCGACACACCGAAAUGCUGGAAGACGAUCUACCACCUGUUGGAUCUGUACUCUGCGAUGCCGGAAACGAAGACCAUUUCUCAUCGUGUAUCACUAUCUCCGGAUGCCGCUGGACAGUUCAAGGCUCGUAAGUAUAACAUUCUGCCCGAAACUAAGUCCUCCGCCAAUCGGGAUGAUGAUGAAGUUGGAUCGGGUACACCACUACCGAAGGAUGUCGGUAUGGUGGCGCAAGAACGUACACGGCUGGUGGUGUUUGGAGUGGCGAAAAUCCAUCGUACACGACUGCUCGCCACCUUGAGCGGACUGAAGUUGGAGGCGGAAAUAACCGCGCUUCAUUGUAGCACGACAUGGCGCAAGAAAUCCCGCCCUGCAUCGUUGGAGUGUUCGUUGACUGGUCAGGUUGGACGGGCCAUGAUUGUGCUGCUGGAGGGUGUCCCUCCCAAUCAGCAGACCGUCGUCAAAGUGACCAUCGGCAAAAGCCAAACCCUGUACUCGAGCAUAACCCGCAAAGGAAAGGACAAGAACAACGGGCUGCUCUCGAUUGGUAUCGUCAACAUCGAUAUCCCGCAGCACCCUGUAGCGUUGCACGGCAUGAUGACCCGAGGAUCCAAGCAGAUUUCCUCCACGCUACAGGAAUUACGCGUCACCAGAACUUCCGGAAGGCUAGCCCGCCAAAAUGAAGAACCCGAAUCUCCGAUGAACCAUCAACGCGAGUCCCGUGAUAAGGCGCCCACUGCCCGAAAACAAAGUACGGCAACGACGAAGGCGACUGCGGUGAAUCCAAGCGGUCUUCUGCAACCCUUGGUGAUGCAGUUCAACGUGAUCCUCCAAAGCUUGUCGGUGACGGCCGCACUUCUGCCGUCGCUACAAGCGCAGUACAAGAUGGAUCACGUGACUUCAACUGGGGUUACGGGCAGUAAGGCAAAGUUCACGGUGGACCUCCCGAAUCAUUCGCUGAGUUUCACUACAAAAGUGCAGGCCACGGAGGCCAAUUUGCCGUCGGAGGCGUGCAUUGCACUACCACCGGUGCACGUGAGCGCCGAGUAUGUGCCGGAGAGCUCGUCGGAGGAAGCCCCAAUCGACGGGGUUGUGCUACGACAGGGAGGUUAUCUGUCCGCUUCGGCUGAAAUAGGAGUGUUCGAGCGAUGUCUGUCAACUGAUCUGUUGAACCAUUUGGUGUUUGUACAGAAAGUGUUCAUGAAGGAGGUCAACGAAGUUGUUCAGAAAGUAUACGGAGGAGAAAAACCGGUGCCCAUUUGGCUGGAAGAUGGAGAAGACAACGGAGCGCAGCAUAUCAAGAGAUUGCUGUUCUCGUUGAACAUCCGUGUUAAAAGAAUACAGCUUACUGCGACUACCCCGUGCAAUUCGGCGGUCAGGUUUGAAACCGGUCAGCUAGAUCUGCACCUCUCGAAUCGUGUAAAAAAUCUAGCUGAAGGAGCAAAUACCAAACUGUUUGGUAAAGCGCAAAUCGAUCUCAACCUAUCUUUGGGUCAAAUAAUUAAAAACGUCAUAUUCGACGAAGCCGAGCCGGAAUUCCAGCAGUAUGCGUUCUUCAACACGACAAUCGGCCUUCGGAAUGCUUUCCAGGAUGAAAUGUUGAACGAAGACAAGGAACUGGUCUUGAUCACUUUGAAACGACCACUGAUCUACGUGCAACCAAUCGCUGUAGACAAAGCCAUCCUGGUUUGGCUAAACUACAAAAAUGCAUAUGAAUACUGGACAGAGAAGCGAGCCAAUCUCAACAAAGAGGUUCUGAUGGCGACUCAGCAAGUUUUCGAGAAAGUUCCGUUUGAAAAACUAAGUCAACACUUGGCCACCGCAAAUUUGUCCACACUUUUCCUUCAGCUGACGGUCGAAGACAUGGGAAUCUGUCUACCACUAAACCAACCUCCGCAGCACUGGGGCAACCGAUCGGUCAACGACUUCGAACAGAAACGGGCAGUAGUCAUCACCCUCGAAAAUACAAUUAUUUCCGCCUGCAGUUGUGGUUCCCUAGUGUCCAAGGGACGCUUCGUUGGUCUCUGUUUGCGAUUUGCCGAGGAUUUCGAUUCCUCCCUGGACGAUUGGAAGCCAAACAUGAACGACUCGAACAUCAUGAACCUCUGCGUGGUUUCAGACGGAACAUACGAAGUGUGCUCCCGAACGAUUGCAGCAAAGCACCCGGACAACGCCAAGUGGUUCCUGAACGUAAAAUGGCAAAUGGAAGGGGUAGAUAUCCACCUUGACAUCAACAUAGGAAAACAACUCUCCGCUCUGGGUCACACUUUGACCAUGCUGACCGGUUCCGAAGACGAAGAUCCCAUAUCCUCUGACACUCCGGAUAGCGAUGAUGCCGAUCAAUCGGAAGAGAAUCGAGCUUCCCAAGAGUAUCCCGGUGGAAAGGGUCGCAAAUCAAUUGAUUCGUUGCCGCCGUUCUUAUUCGACACGACGCUCGAUCCCAAGAAGCGGUCGCUUUUGAUGGAAAAUGAGAUCGCUGAACAGACGAAGACGGUGAACGACCUUCGAUCGCUUGGUGCUUCGUCGAAAACGAUCGAGAACGAGGAAAGGCGGCUGCAGGGACUGCAAGCGAUAUGCUACAAGUACUUCCGACGCGAUAUGCUUCAGAAAUGGAAAAGACCAUCCUUCAAGAAAACCAUGCUGAAAUCCACGAACCGUUCUCGGUCCUUUAUAGCUCCAUCCCCUACCCGGGAAGAUCUCAUAGAGCAAGGCGAAUGCUCCACAGCCACCAUAGAAAUAGCCAGUAACGACGGUUUGCUGAACAGUUUACAGGAAUCCCCCAACCCGGGACCAUCACGAACCGCUUCGUUGAAGGUCAAAAUUCCCAGUCAAACCAAUCGAGUGACAUUUACCGAAGCCAUGCGCCAGUCCUCGCUCCCGAGUGCCGACUCCGAAACGGGAUAUUCCGAUUCCGGGUUCGAUUGGCCGCGGUGCGAUGGAUCUUCGUUGACGACCUUGGACACCCCGGACCUGCUUGAGAUUGACGGAGAACAGGUUGAGCUGCGAAAGAAGAGUCCAAACCAUCCGCAGAAGCAACAGGAACCGAACAUUGACUUUGAGCUGGACAUUAAGGUACUGGUAAAAUCUGGAAAGUGUGUCCUGCACACAAAGGACGUCACGGAUGAGAAAAUGUCCACAAGUGUGAGUACAACCAUAAAGCAUCACAAACGAGAGAGAAGCAUUGGUACCGAUUGGGGCAGUCCGAUUCCUCCGAGGAGAAGCAAGGAGAAAGCCAGGUUGAAGUAUUCGCCGCACACGGCUCUCGUGGACCUGACCAUAUUCCACAUUCCGGGUCUGGAUGUCAAAUUGCAGUAUCAGUCGCGUAUAAUCGAUGACGACGCUUCACCCAGACUGAGCACAGGAGAUCCUUUCGGAGCUACUCGGAGCAGGCACGGUUUGAAGCGAGCAACCCUGUUCGCUUGGAUGACACUGCAGAGCAUUCCGGAAGAGACCAUAAUUUCUCCGCAUAUCCUAGAGUUCCUGGAACAAACACUCGAACCGAUUCCAUCAAAAACGAUCUCAGUCCCAUCGAAUCCGGUUAACUUGCAAAUGUUGGAGAAUAACUAUGCCGUGUAUGCCAGCUUCCCCGUCGAUGUGGUCGUCUACUUCCACAUGCAACCGUCGACAUUCCGCUUCUCCUGUUUACCGGUGUCGCGAGUGGAAUGCAUGUUGCAACUACCCAGUCUGGAUAUUAUAUUCAGCUCAAAUCGGCAGGAUGAUGUACCUUCAAAUAUCGGGUUGAGCGAAAGUGAUGCAAAAACGGCAGGUGGUUUGAGUGUCACCGGGUGUCUGGCGGAUUUCAACGUCUACAUAUUCCACCCUUAUGGAGGCAAGAAAACCAACCUCAAAGAAUCGAAUCAAUUUAGCCCACUGGCGGACAGUGAACGAAAGGAUUCGCUUAGCAUAAAUGUGGAAUUCGUCAAGUUUCACAUCACGCGGUCGAAGAAGAUCAAUUACGAAACCGGUAUCAGUCGGAAAAUGUCCGACCAAUCCAAGGCCGUGAUUCGAUUCUCGACCAUUGUGGACAUUGGUUCGGCUUCGUUCAAGUACGACAUGCGCCGGCUGACGGAGAUUUUGGCCUUCCCCAAGGCUUGGUAUCGGCGAAGUAUUGUACGAAGGAUGUUCUUGGGCGACUUGAGCAUACCGCAGGUCAGUAUGUGUGAUUUGGAAAGCGUUUCGGGCGGAAGUAGUAUGAGAGCUGGUGGAACUGAUACAGAACUGCCACCGGAUCAUCCGGAGACGUUGAGUCGGGACAAACUGAAGUUGAGCUUGGAGGAUGACUUGCCGAAGCAUAGCUUGGGAAGUACCAGUUCGACUUGUACGACGGCGAAAUUGAAAGACCGGAAGUCGUCCAGCAUGGAUUCGAACACAUCGCCGUCGGAUGUGAACCAGGUUACGUCGUGGGAAACGUUGGUGCUAUUUGCUGUUAAUUUUACUAAGUUGAACGUUCAGAUGAACAUGGGAAAUGUGAUGGGUAACAUUGUCUGGCUAACGAAGGCUUUCCGAAGUGAUGGAAGGUUGAGCAUUGGUAGUACAGGUCACAAGAAUAUGUAUAUUGGGGUGGGAUUAGGAGGAUCGUCGCUGGAUGCGAAAGGAGGUAUCGUUGGUGGAACGAUCGAACUGAGUAAGAUUGACACUUUCAUUCAUAUUCGAGAAGAUCCAGGUUGUGAACCUGAUCAUAAGGUCGGCAUCAAGCUACUUGCAUUGGAGCUGAAAUUUGACUACAUGGGAACGAGCGUUCUGAUGACCCGGAUUAGUUCCCUGAGUGCUCAACUUAGAGAUGAAUGGAAGUUUUCGAAGGACCAUGACUUUAGUAAUACUCUGCCUACUAACUAUCCGGCUAUAAUUUUGAUCCACGGUGAUCUAUCCUGGGAUCAGUUACAAAUGAUGAUCUCCAAGUCCACUACUGCGGAUAUCCUGAAGAUGUUCUACAAGCUGGAGGAGUUCUUCUCGCAGCAGUUCAAAUCAUCCAAACGAGUUUUCUCGAAUCUCGAACCCCGCCUCACUGUUAACAAUCGAUCCAGUGUUCGGCGCAAGGAGUCCACCAAAAAGAAUCUGUCCGUGCCUCAGACGGCAGCUGAACGAGAACUAAGUCACCAUGAUGCCCGUCACCACCGCCACUGGCAACGGCCCCUCAAGCAAACCAAGGGUCUCUGGUUGUCCACCCUUGGCGUUCCUCUAUCUAACAUUGGAACCGUCCUCGGGGGCACCAUGGAACUCCACGGGAAAAAUAUCUCCCUUGCUUGCUUCCACGGUAUCAACUUCAAGUCCAAGUCCUGGGCCCUAUUCAGCCUGAAGGAACCGUGUAUCAACUUCGCUACCGAGGCACAACACGUUGAAUGUUCCGAGGAGGUGCACGUCAUCCAGACGUUGACGUUUGGGCUGGGUAUGAACUCGCAGCAACCGUCGCAGCAUCACUCUAAUGCCACCGUGGUCCGGAUGUCGAGGAACGUCAUUUUCCCACCGCAGUUCAAGACGCUGCACGAGUGGUUCCAUUACGCUUUCGCCAACAGUGAAAUUGAUGCGGUCGAUCGAUUUCCGGUACUAGAACGUGACAAGGAACACCACACAAACUCGAUCGAACGUGCUCGCGGUGGUGGAGGAGCGUCGACUCAUCCCAAGCUUCAAGAUCCGAAUCACAACCGGGAGGUGAUAUUUGCCCUGCCAAGUCUCCAGUUGCAUUUUAAGACUGAACAUCUGCAGGGAAUUAGCACCCCGGAAGCGGCCCAAGAAAAACCUGUGGUCGAAUGCAGUUUCAUCACCGAGUUUGAGGAUCACAUUUUCGUUACCGUUGAUGCGGAUGCAUUUUUCUUCCUUCAUGAUUUGAUUACAUCCUAUUUGAAGGAGAAGGAGAAAGUGUUGGGCACGAUAACCAGUGCGCGAGCUGCAUCACCCAAUCCACAUUCGGCCACUCCAUCCCCAUCGCCCACUCCAGAAAGCCACUCAUCAUCACUGAAACCGGUGAAAAGUGCUUGCCAGCUAGGAGCUUCUUCGAUGCACGAUCUCUCGUCAUCCAGUGCGUCGGUUGCCAACGGGAGUGCGGUCAAUCUGACCGAUCUUGGUGCUUCGGGUUCGAACGGCAAUCGAACCACCCCGGAGGAGAAACAAUCCAACCCGAAAAACAUUCAUAUCAAAGUGGAUAAGGCUGACGUUGAACUGCCAAUCCGGACCGAUUGGCGACACUUCAAUUGCAAAACAUGGCAUCUGGAACCAACUGUUAGACUGUUGUCUUGGGCAGGUAAAUCUAUCGAACCGUACGGAAUAGAUUACAUUCUAAAUAAGUUGGGAUUCAGUCACGCGCGAACCACCAUACCGAAAUGGCUCCAGCGCGGCGUGUUGGAUCCCUUGGAUAAGGUUGAGGCUAUGUUAAUGUUACAACUAUUGCUCAUGGCGAGGGAAAACGACUCGGAGGACAAGGAUCAGGAAAAGUAGGGGCUCCGUUGCGUUCCGGGCGCGGUAAGACUUUAAAUCUAUUCUCAUAUACAACAAAAGAGUUACACAAUGAUAAUCAUAUGACAAACACAAAAUAACUGAAACAAUGCAAUUGAUGCGCCACCCACAUGGUAAUCAGCAUAGGAAAAUAAUUAUUCAGUGGUUCAACUUUCCUAGUCCUUGCUUAAAGCAGCAUCGCAACAUGUAGUGCAGAUGCAUAAAUAUGAAUACUUACACAGCUUUUUGUGUACUCCAAGUAAUCUAAAUGUAACCACAAAUAAACAUUAUCCUCCAUGUUCGAAUAAAGCAAUAGUCAUCAAUGCAUGCAA